Molecule: messenger RNA, 1317 nt
Organism: Propithecus coquereli (Coquerel's sifaka)
Lineage: Eukaryota; Metazoa; Chordata; Mammalia; Primates; Indriidae
Gene: SERPINB6
Product: serpin peptidase inhibitor, clade B (ovalbumin), member 6
Exons: 7
Coding region: 51-1184 (377 amino acids)
Biological process (GO): negative regulation of endopeptidase activity
Cellular component (GO): cytoplasm
Molecular function (GO): serine-type endopeptidase inhibitor activity
Source: RefSeq, a predicted model, not a curated record
UUCUGGCGCCGGCAGCAGCAGCGGACCGUGACGCCGCCCGGGUCCCCACCAUGGAUGCCCUCACAAAAGCAAAUGGCACCUUCGCCUUAAACCUCUUGAAAACCCUGGGUGAAGACAGCUCCAAGAAUGUGUUUUUCUCACCCAUGAGCAUCUCCUCCGCCCUGGCGAUGGUCUCCAUGGGGGCAAAGGGCAACACGGCUGCCCAGAUGGCCCAGGCACUUUGUUUAACCAACAGCAGCGGAGGUGGAGAUGUCCACCAGGGCUUCCAGGCACUUCUCGCCGAAGUGAACAAGACUGGCACUCAGUACUUGCUGAGAACGGCCAACAAGCUCUUUGGGGAAAAGUCUUGUGACUUCCUCUCAUCUUUUAAAGAUUCCUGCCACAAAUUCUACCAAGCAGAGAUGGGAGAGCUCGACUUUAUCAAUGCUACAGAGGAGUCUAGAAAACAUAUAAACACCUGGGUGGCGGAAAAGACAGAAGGUAAAAUUGCAGAGCUCCUGUCCCCAGAUUCCGUGAAUUCAUUGACUAAUCUGAUUCUCGUGAAUGCCAUCUACUUCAAAGGAAACUGGGAUAAACAGUUUAACAAAGAGCAGACCAAGGAGAGGCCAUUUAAAGUCAGCAAGAGCGAGAGGAAACCCGUGCAAAUGAUGUUUCAGAAAUCUACUUUUAGCAUCACCUAUGUAGGAGAAAUAUUCACCCAAAUUCUGGUGCUUCCCUAUGUGGGCAAGGAGCUGAAUAUGGUCAUCAUGCUCCCGGACGAGAACAGCGACCUGAUGACGGUGGAAAAAGAAAUCACUUACGAGAAGUUCGUGGAGUGGACGAGGCCAGACGUGAUGGACGAGGAGGAGGUGGAAGUGUUCCUCCCCAGGUUCAAGCUGGAGGAGAACUACGACAUGGAGGAUGUCCUCCGCAGCCUGGGUGUGACCGACGCCUUCGAGCAGGCCAGGGCGGACUUUUCCGGAAUGUCAUCCAAGAGAGAUCUGUUUCUGUCCAAGGUCGUGCACAAGUCCUUCGUGGAGGUCAACGAGGAGGGCACAGAGGCUGCGGCUGCCACGGCCGCCGUCAUGAUGUUGCGGUGCGCCAGAAUCACCCCCAGGUUCUGUGCCGACCGCCCCUUCCUCUUCUUCAUCCAGCACAGGGGGACCCGCGGGAUCCUGUUCUGUGGCCGCUUCUCCUCCCCGUGAGCACGUGGCCGGCGCGCGUGCAGCCCUGCCCUCUCUCCUGCUGACCCGCUUCCCUCUGACACUCCACACUACGCCUGUGUCCCAAGUGACCUUAUCUGUGCAGCACUGACAGCUCGGAAAUAAAGGGCCUCAU